AUGAUGGGCUUCUGUCCGCAGGGCAAGGACCCUGGAUUCGGGGAGUUCGUGGGGAAGGUCAGCAAAGUGUUACCGGUUGGCUGUGCCUUCAUCGAGUGCCAGGAGAUCAAGGAUUUGUAUGAUCAAGAUGCCUACGUGCACAGUUCGGUCAUGCAACAAUGUGGUCUACAGUUGGGCGAUGAGAUUUGCUUCAACGUCCACGUGAAUGCAACUGGACGGCCGCAGGUGUCGGCCCCAUGCUGGAAGCGAAAACGUGGCUGGAAGCGGCCAUGGACGGAGAUGCAAGCAGAGGCCCAGGACGUCUCUGCAGUCUCCGCUCCAGCUCAAGGCAAGUUCGGAGGAAAAAGCGUUGCCAAAGGAAGCAACGGCUCUUGGAAACCACCUGCAGAGGAGGUACCGAAGGCAUCCAGAUCCCCAAGUGUGGCGGAUGCUGAGGAGCCUGAGCCGGCCGGAGCCGAGGAGGUUCUAGCCACUGCGGGCCUGAGCGCUUCGGAGAUAUCGGAGUGCGUUCGCGUGCUCUGGCAGAUCCAGCAGGCUCAGGAGCUGGGAAGGCUGGAUCCGAAUGCCAGCUGCCUAAGGUCUCUGCGAAAAGUCCUGUCGCAGCUUUCCAAGCAGACCUUCGCGCAUCUCCCGCAGAAGAGUCAACUCGAUGAGAAUGAGCGGAAGCGGGCUGAGAAAGACCGCAAAAGGGAGCGUCGACAGAGGCAACUGGAGGCAGACAAGCGCUUCCAAGAAAACACCCAGCUGCGAGCCUCGCGGUUGGCAAAGCUUCAGGCCCUGGAGGAAUCGGCGGACACCGAGAAGCUGCAAAGUUCGUGUCGUGGUUCACAUGAACCACUUCGCAUCCCUGAUGGCCCGGCCAGUACGGAGGCUGAAGACUGCACGACAUCGCCGGCGGACGACGGAGAGCAAGAGUACUGUCGGCAGCAAGCUUGCUACAUUUGCAAGGUUCGCUUCUCCGAGAGACAUCAUUUCUAUUCCCAUUUGUGUCAAGUGUGCGCUGCCCUUAAUUUUGAGAAACGACACCAAUCCCGGGACCUCUUCGGUCGCACUUGCCUGGUCACUGGUGCACGCGUGAAGAUCGGCUUCCAGGUCUCUACGAAGCUGCUGCGCAUGGGCGCUCGGGUGCUUGCCACCAGCCGCUUCCCACAGGAUGCACGGAAGCGUUACAUGGCCGAGCCUGAUGCCGAGCAGUGGCUCGAUCGUUUAGAGAUCAUCGGAGCCGACUUCCGAUUUCUCGGAGGGGUGGAGGCGAUGUGUGCCCAACUCAAGAGAAGAGAGCCCUUCUUGGACAUCAUUGUCAACAAUGCCUGCCAGACUGUACGUCGGCCUGCGGCAUACUAUGCCCAUCUCCUGCGUGAUGAAGCACAUCCAUCGCAUCCCUACCCUUCUCUCGCCAAAGGGCCACAGUUUGAACUGGAGCCGCAAGGGUCGGGCCAGGAGCAGGCGGAGCUGACAACUUCCUGUGGCUUUGGUCACAUGGGCGGCAGUGCCGCACUGUCGCAACUUCUCGUUCUGGAGGAGGACCAGAAGGAAGAUGCCCUAGCUCUGCCUUCUGGUAUGCGAGAUGUUCACGGGCAGCAGCUGGAUCUUCGAAGCACGAACAGUUGGUUGCUCAAAUUGGGCGAAGUCGAAACCCCGGAAGCUGUCGAAGUCUUUUGCAUCAAUGCCAUGGCGCCGUUCAUCAUCAACAGCCGACUGCGGGGCUUGCUGGAAAGAUCUCCGCACCCGGACAGAUACAUCAUCAAUGUGUCCGCAAUGGAGGGCAAGUUCUACAGGUACAAGCAGCCAACCCAUCCACACACUAACAUGGCCAAGGCAGCACUCAAUAUGAUGACUCGGACUAGCGCCGAAGAUCUGGCCUCUAACAGCGGGAUCUUCAUGAACAGCGUGGACACCGGAUGGAUCAACGAUGAAAAUCCACUGCCGACGGCACAGCGCAUUGCUGAAAAUCACCAGUUUCAGACACCCAUAGACGAAGUCGAUGCAGCAGCGCGGAUUCUCGACCCGGUGCUGAUGGGUCUGGACGCGGUGAAGUCUGGGCAUGCACCCUGCCGGCGGGCCAGAAAGGGAGGUGCCGAAGAGCUUGGCGACGGUCCAGUCUGGGGCUGCUUCCUCAAAGACUACAAGCUGUCAGACCCGCACUCAGCCAUGGAUUCUCGAGUGGUGAUGCCAGUGCCAAAGCUCAGCCAAAAGAAGUGUGCCGCAUCGAGACUUGGUCAGUCGUGUCCAAAUCCCCUGGGGCAGCUGCUUGGAUAUGUUCUAGAGCUGAACCUGGCAAAGGAAAGGGACUUGGCUCCUCGGUCAACUGCGUAUGUGGGGUUGAGAUUGAAUGCCAGCAAGAGCCCUGGCAGCACCGUCGACAGCGGUGCGGACGCAGGUGAGUUCCUGAUUGGAACGAUCAAGAUCGCAGCGCGUGGAUUUAGCAUGAUCUCCUGCCCAGACUCCGGGUUUGAAGCAGACGUCUACAUCCACCGUACCAUUGCAAGCCCAGAGAACUUUGCCGUCCGUGAUGUGGUUGCCUUCACCUUUCACAUGAGUGAAAAGGGACAGCCUCAAGCAGAUGUGGUUUUCCGACUGUCUGGUUUCGUGCCUGCCGGAAAGACCGCGAGCUUCCCACCGAACAUGGGUACUGUAACAAGAGUGCUCCCCAAUGGCAGCGGCUUUAUCGAUUGCCCUGAAGUCAGCGGCGUCUAUGGUGCGACCCCAACUCAUCAAGUAAAGAGAUUCCGACGCGCUACAAAGUACCUGGGUGCCGUCUUCGUGCACGGCAGUGUGGUGGAGCAGUGCGGCCUCCAAACUGGGGAUGUACUCGCCUUUGACGUUCAUGUCAGCAAAGAUGGCAAUCCUCAGGUGUCUGCACCUUGCUGGGUCCAAGCCGCUGCCGGCAACACGCAGGAGCGACGGCAGUCACCUCCAGUUGUUCAGCUGCCGGCAAAGGGGUCUUACUUCUCCCCCUCCGGCAAAGGUCAACAACCGCUCAGUAAGGGGAAAGGCUUCGGCAUGGGCGCAGCGACUGGCCCCAAAGUGACCUUGUCCAAGGGAGGAACCAUGCGGGUGGAAGCACCGACCCCCGGGCCGCCGAAAGGCGCCACCAGCCCCGUCCCAUUCCAUCCCAGCGGCGCUGGGUGCAAGGGCAAGCCUGGCAAGCAAGCUGGCAAGCCCGCACCUAGUCCGCCUGGCAAAGGCAUGAAGGGCAAGAUUCAGUUGCCCCAAGCUUGGAAGGCACAGCAGGCCCUCGGGGGCGCUCCGAGACCAGGCCCAGGUAGAGAUACAUGGAGUAUGAAGGCUUCUGCCAAUCAUAUAGAUAGCCUUGACAUAGACUGGAUGGCCCCCGACUUCCACGCUGGACGAGUUUCGCUGAUAGACUUAGAGAAAUUCGUCAGCUUGGUAAGAUGUCCAGCAUCAGGCUUUUCACGAGAUGUCUACGUGCAUCAGUCGGUUGCAGACCCAAGCGCGCUGAGCCUGAAUGACGUGGUCUGCUUCAAGGUUCACAUGAACAGCAAGGGCUUGCCUCAGGCAUCGGCCCCCUUCUGGAAGCGAGUCGGCAUUGAAAGUAGUGAGAGCUUCACUCGCUUCGGUGAGUUCCAGGGCCUCGUCGUGAGGUCCGAGGACGGGCCCAUAUCCAUAGACUGCCCUGAUGUGACCCAGCUGCAUGGACGAGAUGCAGUGAUGCAAGAGGAAUCUGCCGAGCUGUGCCAGCUGGUUGAAGGAAACUUGAUAUGCUUCGAUGUGCGGGCACCUCAGCAGUCGGCCCACCUUGUCGGAGAUCUGGAGUGCGAGAAACGUCGGAACCAUGGACAGCCCAUCAUGAUGUGCUGUCUCCAUGUGUCUCUCCGCCUGGCUGGCUAG
Molecule: messenger RNA, 3852 nt
Organism: Symbiodinium necroappetens
Lineage: Eukaryota; Dinophyceae; Suessiales; Symbiodiniaceae
Source: the annotation of a GenBank genome assembly